This is a messenger RNA of Aspergillus alliaceus, 2456 nucleotides long. RefSeq names its product transcription factor domain-containing protein. The record is from RefSeq and is a predicted model, not a curated record. Lineage: Eukaryota; Fungi; Ascomycota; Eurotiomycetes; Eurotiales; Aspergillaceae. Gene Ontology annotation, molecular function: DNA-binding transcription factor activity, RNA polymerase II-specific; DNA binding; zinc ion binding. Gene Ontology annotation, biological process: regulation of DNA-templated transcription; DNA-templated transcription. The transcript has 3 exons. The coding region runs from base 27 to 2456 and encodes 809 amino acids.
GCACGCGUAGGCUAUGGCUGAUAGAUAUGGCUGGUAGUGCUAGCAAGAAGGUCUCCAGCGCCUGCCAACGAUGUCGCCGCCAGAAACUGAAGUGCGAUAUAAGCCGCCCAUGUACUUUAUGCAGAAGGGCAGGUGUGGAUUGUCAAAAUACGACUCCUGCCCGCUGGAGGGCUUACCAACAAGACCAAGCCCUGGAAUCGGAGCCAGCUGCCAAACGGAUCCGUACUGUGGUUGCUGAGCCAGUAGAGGCGAUCACUCCAUCGCAUAGUGGUUCUCAUCGUUCGUCUUUCGCAGCUCAACCAAGCUCCAUAGAUGAGGAAGAAAAUUGUACGAUAGUCCACCAACCGUCCGCGUCGGGCAAUCAUCAAUCGUGGAAUUCUAGCUCGACGAUGGCCCUAGUAGAUGGGGCGUUUCAUUUGCACAAUGCAGCUACACCUGGAACUGCGGCGACCAACGCUAUUCCUGGAGCCCAGCUGAAUGACUUUGAGUCCGACGUGUCAGAAGAAGCAACCUCGGUAAAGGUUGCCGCGAGUGAUCGUGUCGCACCGGCAACAAGUCGCCUUCCUCCAGUAAUGCGGUCGUUAACGUACUCAUCUCAAUCCGCCGUUUCGGACCUCAUGUCACUCCUUCCAGUCCAGGAGGCUGCGGCUCUGCUUGUAGAUACCUACUUUGACCGAGUGCACUGGUUCAUGCUUAUUUUCCACCAAGAUACAUUUCGGCAACGGUGGCCAAAGCUUUACAAGCAAGCGAGCUCGCGAACCUCAAAUUGUCCCCGGGAUUUGGGCUUUAUAAGCACGUUUCUAUUGGUCAUCGCUAUCGGGCUCCAAUAUACUGGGGAACAUCGCCGCCAUCUAUUGGCUACGUACGGUAUAGACCCAGAGAAACUUAAAGAGCAGAUUUUCUCUGCCGUGAGAACACGUUUGUUGGACAUAGUUUCGGUUGGCUCCCUAGAGGUUGUACAGAUGUGCGUGUUACUUGGGACUUACUACCUAUACCACGGUGCCCCUCGACUGGCGUGGCCGGUGUGCGGCUGUGGGCUGCGCAUAGCUCAGGCCCUAGGGCUUCAUCGUAAGAUGUCCUCAAGCUCCCAGCAGUCAUCCCUGGGAAGCACUGCCCUACGCCAGCUGAAUGAAACAAGGAAACGAGGAUGGUGGGCUAUCUAUGAAAUUGAAACCUUCUGCUCAAUGACAUACGGAUACCCCCUCAGCAUCAAAGAUUCGGACUGCGAAGUUGAACCGCUUGACCCUGCAUUUAACUCCCCCAUUGGACAAUCGUCAUCUUCAUUUGAUGAGCCACUCACAGGCGAGGUGACUUUGCUAUCUUACAAAUAUCUCAUGUCCAAGCUAGCAGUCAUAACCAAGGAUGCCUUAUCCGAAUUGUACCAUGUCCGUCUCGAUCCUGCGGAAGGUUCCCGCCUGCAUCACUCGACCUUGGAUCCGCGCUAUGUUAUUGAGAAGGUCCGCGCGAUUGAUACUAAGCUGCGACAAUGGCACACAGAGGUGCCUUUCAAGCUACGGUGGGAAAAUAUGAGUGCGGCUGAUGUCAGCUACUCAUCUCCACAGGCAGUUGACCGCGAUAUCGGUGCCUCAGGCCCCCUUUUUGAAAGCCAUAUAUAUCAGCUCCAGGCACUAACCCUCACGCUUGCUUACGAAAACGCUAAGAUCUUGGUUCAUCGUCCGCUACUCUCGUAUAAGGCCGUUACUCAUUCCUCUAAUUCUGACCGCAGUGGCUACACAGAGUCUUCCCCGAACUACACAAGUCCCUUUCAUUCUUCGCUUCAGACUUGCCGGGCUGCUGCCAUGAGCAUGGCCCAAAUGGCCUCCAAUCCGAUUGUCAAUCUCAUAUCAGAAACCUACGCUACAGCCUUCGUCAGCAUCCACACCUUUACAGCUGGAGUGACCUUAGGUAUCCUCAGUAGUAUUGACCCUCUAGGGCCGCAGUCUCGCGAUGCAAAAAUUGGGAUGCAUCAGCUCAUGGGCAUUCAGAUGAAACUAAAGGAUCGAUCAGUUCUUGCUGCCCAAGGACUGGACAUUCUCAAGCGCCUCACGAAGCUUGUAAUUGAGAAAGAACUCAAUGUGAUGCUUGACCUGUCCAAACCUAUCGGGCUCUCGCGACCGAAUGAUGGUGGAGGUGCCAGUACACCUGGUUGGAUCGAACAAGCUCAACUUAAUGAGAACGGCGGUUCUACAACAAAUAUUCGUCAUACAGAUGACACAACAUAUCCUAUUCAUAACCAACAGCCAGAGAUACCCGUAGCGGAUUCCAUCUACCCUUUCAACGUGAUGGGCGAGAGUGCCCUUCAAUAUACAGGAGACCCUGCCUUAUCCGAGGCCAUAUAUAAUUUCGAUCAAGGUAUGAAUAAUUCCUGUAUUUUCUUGGCUUCUGUCGCUAAUACUUCAACUAGCACUAUCUAUAUAUGCCCCUCGAUCACCAGCGGAUCCAGAAGAGUCACAUAA